AUGAACAAGAAUUGGAUUGAUUUGCCAAAUCGGAUGUUAGUUGAUUACGUGAAUGGGAUUGAUAACUUCUUGAGAUUUGCAUACAACAAUAGAGAUGGAAGUUCAUCAAUUAGUUGUCCGUGUCGAUUUUAUAGUAAUCGAUACAAUUUUUCGCGAGAGGUUGUAAGGGAGCAUCUUAUUUCCAAUGGGUUCGUAAAAAAGUACAAAAAUUGGAUUCAUCAUGGGGAAUCCUAUGUCCAAUUACAUGGUAACCAAGAAAACCAAACAUUAAUGGAGGAUUCAGUGACUAGAGAUGAUGUGGUUGGGAUGGUACAAGAGGCCCUGGGAAUUCCACAUAUGGGUGUUGAGAAUGAUGAACUAAUUGCAAAUGCACAAACUGAUCUGUACCCAGGGUGUCACAAAUUUACUUCACUAUCAUUCAUUGUUCGAAUUUUGCAUAUGAAGGUGCUCAAUCAAUGGACCGACAAGUCUGUUGACAUGUUACUUGAACUUUUGAAUGAGGCUUUUCCUACGGGCACAAAACUUCCAAGUUUAUAUUAUCAAGCUCAGAAGGUUACUACAGAUUUGGGUUUCACAUAUGAGACUUUUGAUGCUUGCCCCAAUAGUUGUAUGUUGUUCAGAAAACAGGAUACAAAGCUUGAUAAAUGUGUUAUAUGCAGUAGUUCUAGAUGGAAACAAAAUGGUGGUAUUGGAAAUGAUGAAAGGGAAUUUGGUAAAUGGGUAGCAGCAAAACAGAUGAGGUAUUUCCCUUUGAAGCCAAGGUUGCAUAGAUUGUUUAUGUUAUCGAAAACGGCAAAGCUCAUGAGAUGGCAUGCGGAAGAAUGGGUUGAUGAUGGUGUGUUAAGGCAUCCUGCUGACUCCCUCGCAUGGAAGGGCUUUGAUCGGCAAAACACUUGUUUUGCUAGUAAUAGUUGUAAUGUAUGUCUUGGGUUGGCUACAGAUGAAUUCAACCCAUUUAGAUCGAUGAACAUAGUUCAUAGCACUUGGCCAAUUGUGUUGAUUCCGUAUAAUUUACCACCAUGGAUGUGCAUGAAGCAACCAAAUCUGAUUUUGUCUGUGCUGAUUGAUAGGCCAAAAGGACCUGGCGAUAAGAUUGAUGUGUAUUUGCAAUCAUUGAUUGAGGAGUUGAAGGAAUUAUGGGAUGAAGGUGAACAAACAUUUAAUGCAUCAACCAAUGAAAUGUUUCAAUUGCAUGCAGCUCUGUUAUGGACAAUCAGUGACUUUCCUACCUACGCCAACUUAUCAGGAUGGAGUAUGAAAGGUGAAUAUGCUUGUCCUUGCUACAAUGUGAAAACUCAAUCAUGUUGGUAA
Molecule: messenger RNA, 1311 nt
Organism: Camellia sinensis
Lineage: Eukaryota; Viridiplantae; Streptophyta; Magnoliopsida; Ericales; Theaceae
Source: RefSeq, a predicted model, not a curated record